This is a messenger RNA of Cladocopium goreaui, 4122 nucleotides long. Lineage: Eukaryota; Dinophyceae; Suessiales; Symbiodiniaceae. The record is from the annotation of a GenBank genome assembly.
AUGCGAAAGCGCUGGGCAACGGACACAUCAAGUGCCGAAGGGCAUGAACAACUUUUCGAAGUCGAUGAAAAGCCAUCGACGACAUUUGAACCUGCAGUAAAUCAAGAAGUUGAUCGACAUGCAGAAACGGGUGCGACAGCGCAUCCAAAGCAACUUUUUCUUUUGGAUUUAUUUUGUGGGACGGCUGGAGUAGCGGCAGCGUUUAGAGCAAUGGGUGGUGAAAGCCUGGGCAUCGACCACAUAAUUGACAAGAGAAGAGUUAAAGGUCCAGUUGCCAAAGUUGACCUUUCAAAAAGAGACGGGCAAUCUACAGUGCUGCAGUGGAUUGAAGCUGGCAAGGUGGACGCAGUGAUGUUGGCGCCACCAUGUGGUACAGCAUCAAGGGCAAGGGAGAUACCUGUGCCACAGCGGCACAGGCUAAGAAAAGGAAUGCAGCCGGCACCUUUAAGGUCCGAAGCAGAACCCAUGGGCCUCUCGACCUUGAGAGGAGUGGCAAAAAUCAAGGUACUGGCCGCCAACAAGUUGUAUGCCUUUGCAAGAAGGGUUAUAGACCUCUGCAAUGAGAGAGGCAUUCCUUUUGUGUGUGAGAACCCCCGCCGGUCACUCAUGUGGUUGACUGACCCCUUCAUGCUGUUACAACAACAAGGUAAGAUGUUGCUCCAACUGAACGCACAACUCGACCAAGAGCAGCGCAUGGGCUCAGGUUUGCAACCGAGAGGCGCAAGGGCACCCUUGUUACUGGGAGACUUCAAGUUUAAGAUUGACAUCAAAUCUACAGAUGUCGAGGUGCCAUCUGAAAUUUCUGAAAACGUUCAUGAACCUUUUCAAGGAGUGCCACUUCAUUCGAAGUUGAUUUCUUCUCGAGUGAUGACAGAAGUGGGGAAAAAUGGCGAGAAGAAGGAGGUGUCUUGUGCGACCUUUGGUGUUUUUAGGUCGCCUUUUGAAUUUUUGCAGAACGCCAUGGCUCUUGAGCAUCCACUGGAUAACCCACAUACAGUUGACAAGAGCAACCUGAAGGCCAUAGUCUUCAUCAGAGACCACACCAAAGCAGAGGUCAUGGCCUACAGAGCAAAGCAAUUGAAGAAAUAUACACAGAGGGCUGCACAACUUGCCUCUGACGAGAGCUUGCUUAAACAGUCUCUGGAUGUGGACGUGAGGCGCGUGUUAGAAGGCAAACGGUUGCUUCUGUUCAAGGAGAUGGCCGCUGAUGCAAAUGUUGGGGAUGAAAAUCUUUUUCAAGAGCUGGUCGAAGGUUUUAGACUGACUGGUGAGAUGCCUGAGUCCAAACAAUUUCCUGCACGCCUCAAACCUGCGAUGAUUACAGUACAACAACUCAAGGAUUCAGCAGUUUGGGCAAAGAAGAUGAUUCACGCCUCAUGCAGGCGGGUUGGGUCAGACCCUGAGGUGGCCAAAGCAGUUCAUGAGGAGACGCUUCAACAGUUACAAGACGGCUGGGUGAAAGGCCCGUUCACCUCCUCAGAGCUGGAUUUGAAGUACUCUGGGUGCUGGAUCCCUUCAAAGAGAUUUGGAGUUCGUCAAGGAAAUAAAAUAAGAGCUGUGGAUGACUUUUCCGAAUUUCUGAUCAACGCUUCUGUGACGGCGACGGAGAAAUUACAACUUUUUGGUUUGGACGAGGUGGUCAACACAGCACGCACCUUUUUGGGAUGCGAUUUUCUGAUGACGGAUGCUGCUUUUGAGCAACUGUGGUGUGCGGAAGGUGUCAGAGAUUUUUGUGGCCCUUGGAAAAAGAUACUUGGACGAGCGCUUGAUUUAAAAAGCGCAUAUAAGCAGCUUGCCCGUCACCCAGCUGAUGGCUGGGCAUCAAUACUUGCGGUGUGGAACGCCGACACUUCUUCAGUGGAAUUCUACGAAUCGAUUGCACUGCCGUUUGGAUCUGUUUGUGCUGUAAUGGCAUUCAAUAGGAUGGCCAAAGCUCUACGUUUGAUUCUUUCUGAGCUUUUUAUGGUGGUGAACACAAAUUUCUUUGACGAUUUUUGCCAGCUUGAGUGCGAAGGGCUUUGUGACUCCGCCUGGGAGACGGCUGAGCUUGUGAUGAAGCUCCUAGGGUGGCGCAUCUCGAUGUCUGAGGACAAACGUUCACCUUUUUCAGAAGAGUUCAACUUGCUUGGAGCGGUGGUUGACCUGACUGAAGCAGCGGCCGGGUCCAUUGCGGUACACAACAAACCGUCAAGGAUCGAUGACUUGAAGGCACUGGUUCAAAGUAUUUGUGAGAGCGAGACUGUUGCUUUGUCCACGCUGGAAACUUUGAAAGGACGAUUACUGUAUGCGGCGGGACACACAUUUGGACGAUGCUCGCAGCUUGCAAUUCAACUUAUUUCCAGAGUAUCAAGAAGAGGUCCCUUGGUUCUGAUGGAGGAGCCCCUUAAAGAAGUCAUCAGACAAGCACUUGCGUGCCUAGUGAACGCAAAACCCAGGAGGGUUGCUGCAUGGUCAGGGAGGUUACCAUUGAUUCUCUUCACUGACGGUGCCUGCGAGGAUGAAGGUCGUUCAGUCACUCAUGGGGCGACGCUUUACGAUCCUGAGGAUGGCACCGCUAUCAUGUUUGGCGAUUAUGUGCCUAACUGUUGGACGGAGAAGUGGCGAGCUGAAGGUAAGAAGCAACUCAUUUGCCAAGCCGAGUUGUUCCCCAUCAUCAUUGCCAAGAAUACCUGGCGUGACUUGCUCUGUGGCCGAGCGAUUCUUUGGUUCAUUGACAACAACUCUUCUCUUGCAGCGGUCAUUCGCUCAUAUUCACCAGUCCUGGAGAACUACGAGAUGUUGGUCAUAAACGCUUGGCUGGACGUGGAGCUUCAAGCUUUGCACUGGUACUCACGAGUGCCUUCGAAAUCGAACUUGAGCGAUGACCCUUCCAGAUUACAAUUCUCUGAACUCGAGGCAAAGGGCUUCAAACAAGAAGCUGCAUAUUCAGCGUUGCUGUGUGAGCGCAUUGUGCACUGCCCACAUGACAAGGCAAUCGAGUUUGGGGCUUCUCCUCCAGACACAAUAGCGGAACAAGCUGCAACCUCGGAGGCAACAAAAUUGUCCAGACUGGUGCUGGGAGCCUUGCCACGUGGCCACAAGGUCAAACCUCUGGAUCAAAGAAAACUUGUGGAAGAACCUGCGACACCUGCUGCGAAACGUGUGGCCUUUUUUUUUGACGACUUGGACUAUCCUGACAAGCUGGCCACGUCCAUGGAGACCUUAGAGACCCUCCCCAAAGCCUUGAAUGCCACCACCUACGGGAACAUGAGUGUCAGGCAAGAGCCUGAUAUUGACGAGACUUUAAAGGUGCCUGGUUUCAACGAACUCCCUUUUGGUGCAGUAGGAUUGAGUGAAGAGAUCCGUGCAAGUUUGGAUGGCGCUGGACUCAACACUCUUUCAAAGUUUGCAUUUGCAAGUUCAUACGUGCCUGGUGCCGGCGAUGAUGCAGAGUUUGUGAAGACUGUUAAAACAGUCCUUGGCAGGGACCCUACGCUGGGAGAGUUGGCAUCAUUUCGGAAGCUUUUGCAUGAAUCCUAUUCACUUGUCACACAAGAAAUGAAACAACAACUGGAAAGGAGUGAAGAUGUCCAGACACGUAAGUUGACGCAGCCAGAGCGUGCGGACCUUUAUGAAAGGCAGGUCAAGCGCAUCACAGGCUUGACAUUGCGUGGGCCCCUGGAACCAAGUGAUGGACUUGUUGAUUUGUUUUGUGCGAUGUACGAAGCAAACAGGCUUCGAUUUGUGCCUUGGGAAAAGUAUACAGCAAAAGAAGCAGAGAUUGACAAAGAAGUUCGCACAGAACAUUUGUUUGCAGUGGAUUUCAGUGGCAAGCUUAAAGUUGAAGGGAAAAAGCCAGACCCCGUAGCAGAUACCUCAACCGAGAUUUUGCUUCAGUACGCACUCCAGCGUAGGGGCUUGAGCAUGGACCAGGCUAAUCUGUUGGAGUUCAAGACCCACCAAUUAUGGGUUGACCGUGUGCUCAAAGUGAGAUUGCAAGCACCUCCUGCAGGUUACACAAGGACUUCAUUUCGCCAGGUGCUCGAAGCCGACAAAAAGCUCUUUGAAGAGCUUGCCAACGCCACAAGGCACGGUGUUCAGGCCACAGUCAACGGUAGGUGGUUCAUCUGCUCCAACCGUUGA